Messenger RNA from Vanrija pseudolonga, 2716 nucleotides. Its product is annotated as Subtilin transport ATP-binding protein SpaT. The transcript has 3 exons. Gene Ontology annotation, molecular function: ATP hydrolysis activity; ATP binding; ABC-type oligopeptide transporter activity. NCBI's taxonomy places the organism in Eukaryota, Fungi, Basidiomycota, Tremellomycetes, Trichosporonales, Trichosporonaceae. The record is from RefSeq and is a predicted model, not a curated record. Bases 205 to 2520 code for a protein of 771 amino acids.
CACAAAUCGUCUGAACGAUUGGGCGACGAGCACAUCAAUCGAUCAAUCGCGGGAUCUCCUCGGAUCCGCAGCUGACCGCAGGUUAGUCGACUUGGAUGACUUUGCCACCCAAAAGUCACAACUUUUAAAGCGCCCAUCAACCAACCCGCUCUUUCUCUUCUCUUCACCACCUCACCUCUCACCUCUCAACUUGCGCACACCGCAAUGCUCCUCAAGGAGGGCGACUCCGCCCUCACGAUCCCCAAUCUCCCUCCAUCACCCCCACUCACGCCCUCGCGGCCCACCUCGCCCCUCAUCCCCCAGGUGAACGGGUACGGCGGCACGCGCCGCGUGUCGCUCUCGUCGUCGCUCGCGCGACAGCCCGCCGCCGCGCCAACGGAGGCACGCUUCGCGACCUUCACCCUUGCGGAGAAGCACCGCGGCCUGCCCCUCACUGCGCGCCUGUGGCUCCAGAGCCGCGUCGUCCGCGCGCCAGACACGUACCGCUCCAAGGGCCGCCAGCGUCCCCAGACGCUCGCAAACUAUGCCCUCGCGGCCGACCUCGUGCGCGCGUGCUUGCCCCGCUGCGCGGUAGUGUUCGCGCCAGAGCACAGGCGCAUGCUCCCCCGUCUUGGUGUGCACCUCCUUUGGCGCGUCCUCGAGGGUGUCGGCCCCGCUGCUAGGUUGUGGGCCAACUGCCGGAUUCUCGAACUCGUCGAGGACAGCCUCAAGGGUAACCCUGUUGCCUUCCCCGUCGCUGCCGCCGCCGCCGCGACCGUCAUUGGGCUUGCGCUCCUCGACAACCUCUCUUCCACCUUCUUCCAGCGCAAUGAGCAGAUCCUGACGAACUACGUCUCGUACCACAUGGAACGCACGUACAUCGGCAUCAGGCUCGACGAGACGAUUCCCCAGCUCACUGACCCAAUCCACACGGCCCUCAUGUUCGAAGGAGGCGUGUUCGCCGGCCUCGAGUACUCGUGGUCUGCCGGAGGCGGCGGUGGUCCCAUGAGCUGGGUCAAGGGUCUUGGCCGUCUGCUCUCCGGUGUCAUUGCCGUGGGCAGUGAGUCGUACCUCAUGUACCGCACCGUCAAGUCGUCCAACUCCUAUGGCACGCUUGUGGUCAUGGGCAUGGCCCUCAUCCCUACCAUCCUAGGCUUCUUCCCCAACGUCUUCAACGCCCAGCCAGUCGACUCGUGGGACGACGCCAAGUAUGUCAAGAGCAUCCGCACCCGCGACGCCAUGAACGAGGUGGUCCUCGAGGUCGACUACAAGCAGGAGCUCAUCCUCUUUGGCUUCAAGGACUGGGUCAUGGAGCAGUGGGACGGUGCCAGGCAAGCAAUGGACGAGCACGACCUCCACAAGGAGUACUCAUUCAAGUCGAGUGUGCUCAACAUGUCGAUGAUCAACCUUGCCCUCACAAACUCUGUUUACGUCCUCCUCGCCACCAAGGCUCUCGUCACCAACCUGUCGCUCGGUCAAAUCAACCUCCACCAGGCCACUGCUGUCGCCCUCUUCAGCCAGGUGCAGCAGCUGUCCCUCACCUACCGGGAUAUCUGGGAUGCGACCUGGUGGUUUGGCUCAUUCUGCGCUCUCCUCGACAUGCAGACCCACAACAUGCCGACGAUCGACUACGACACGCACCGGGACCGUCGUGGAAUGAAGCUCGAGGCCAAGAACCUUUCGUUCACGUACCCCGGCGCCGACGAGCCUACGCUCCACGACAUCAACCUGACAAUCAAUCCUGGAGAGGCUCUCGCCAUUGUCGGUUUCAACGGCGGUGGCAAGACGACCCUCGUCAAGGCGCUCAUGGGCAUGCACCGGCACUCGGGAGAGUUGCUCGUCAAUGGCAUUCCUCUCGAGGACUACAUCCCGUCGACGCUGCACGCCAGGACCAGUGCCAUCUUCCAGGACUUCAACAAGUACCAGUUCAGCGUGCGUGGAAAUGUCGCCAUUGGCGACAUUGCCCGGCUCGACGACGACGAGGCGAUCAAGCGGGCUAUCGUUCGUGGCGGUGCCGAGCCAGUACUCGAGAAGGCGGGCUCACUCGACAAGCGGCUUUACCCCUGGGGCACGCCUGCGGAGCACAACAACGACGUCAAUGCUGAUGAUGUGGACACGGACGACGACGAGGAGGAGAAGGAGGAGGAGAAGACGGACGAGCAGAAGGAGGCCGAGGACGAAGAUGACGACGGCCUGUCGCUUUCGGGUGGCCAGUGGCAGCGUAUCGCGCUCGCCCGCGCGUUCAUGCGCGCCGACAGCGCCGACCUGGUCGUGUUUGACGAGCCGUCGUCUGCGCUCGACCCGCGCGCCGAGGCCGACCUGUUUGACCGCAUCCACUCGCUCUCGCAACGCGAGGGCCACCGCGCGACGACAAUCUUCAUCUCGCACCGGUUCAGCACUGUGCGCCGGGCUGACAAGAUUGCGUUUGUGGCAGACGGCCGGAUCAUCGAGUACGGCACGCACGCGGAGCUCAUGGCGCUCGAGGGCAAGUACCACGAGCUGUUUAUGCUUCAGCGCCGCGGGUUCGAUGGCGACGACUAGGUGCUGAGCCACGAGAAGCCGCAGGCUGCGAGUGAGCGGCGCUGUUCUUGCCUCGUACCCUCCUACCCACCCACCCCCAAAAUGUAGAAACAACAUAGAAUGGCGUCGGCUGGCGCCUGUCACUGUAUAACACCACUGUAGUAACCAUCUUCUUGCAUCAUAGACUCGAAUUCAUGCAGAGUCAUUACAACAUACA